CCGGUGCGAGGGGGGGGCGCGGCGGGUCGCGAUGGUGAAGCUGUUCAUCGGGAACCUGCCGCGCGAGGCGACGGAGCAGGAGAUCCGCUCCCUGUUCGAGCAGUACGGGAAGGUGCUGGAGUGCGACAUCAUCAAGAACUACGGCUUCGUGCACAUCGAGGACAAGACGGCGGCCGAGGACGCCAUCCGCAACCUGCACCACCACAAGCUGCACGGCGUCUGCAUCAACGUGGAGGCCAGCAAGAACAAGAGCAAGGCCUCCACCAAGCUGCACGUGGGCNNNNGCUGCCCUCCAGUGUCCAUCCGGCGGCUCUCGCUCGGUCCCGCGGAGGCUCCUCCCGCGCCGGUGGCUGCGGAGGGCUGGGGGGGCGGUGGCCGGUCCCGUCCCAUUCCGCCGGUGCCMUGGCACGGCCGCACUGACCCUGCCUCUCGCGUCUCUCCCCAAGGCAAGCGGAUGCGCGUGCAGCUGUCCACCAGCCGGCUGCGGACGGCGCCCGGGAUGGGAGACAAGAGCGGCUGCUACCGCUGCGGGAAGGAGGGGCACUGGUCUAAGGAGUGCCCGGUCGAUCGCCCGGGGCAAGUGGCGGACUUUGCCGAGGCCUAUAACGAGCAGUACGGAGCCGUGCGCACUCCCUACACCGCGGGCUAUGGGGAGACCGUGUAUUACGAUGAGGCCUACGGCGGGAUGGCCGACUACUACAAGCGCUACCGCGUCCGCUCCUACGCCACGGCCUCGGCGUACGACGCCUACGCGGAGCAGACCAUGGCCCAGUACUCCCAGUACGCCCAGUACUCCCAAGUCCAGUCCUCGGCCCUGGCCGCCACCACGGCCAUGGCCGGCCGCAUCCCCACCACCUUAGACGCGUACGACCGAGCUCUGCUGCCCACCCCGGGCGCGGCGGCCGCCGUUGCCGCCGCCGCUGCCACCGCCGCGGCCGCCGCCGCGUCCUCCACGUAUUACACCCGGGACAGGAGCCCCCUGCGCCGCACGGCCGCCGCGGCCAGCACCGUCGGAGAGGCGUACACGUAUGACCGUGGGCAGCUGUCGCCCGUCUCCUCGGUGGCCCGGGCGUCGCUCUACGACAUGCAGCGCUUCGAGCGGGAUCCCUACGCGGAGCGGGCGCGYUAUUCCGCCUUCUGAGGAUCGCCACGGACCCCUUGGGACUCGCCGCCGUUGUCGUGGCCCCGCAGGCCCCGGACGCCGCCGCUGCGUCAGGUCAGACGUGCCCCGGGUCGCCGUCGUCGCCGCCGCCGCGUCCCCUCCCCGUCGCYGCCGGAGCCGCCGCGUCCCAGCGCCCGCGUGUCCCCGUGGCCGGGUGUCCCCGAGUGUCCCCGGGUGUCCUCGUGUCCCGCGGGUCGCCCACCCCCCCUCACCUCUGUGCUCUCUUCCAGGUGCGGCGGCCUCGGACGGAGCCGUGUCCCCACCUGCCUGAGCCCCCACUUUUUGUACGGAGCUUCCCCAGAGUCCCCCUCGCCCCUCACCCAGGGCGGGGAGCCCCCCAGCCUCACCCUCACCUUUUCCAGCAAAAUAAAAAUUUUCACCGAAUUUUUGCG
Molecule: messenger RNA, 1554 nt
Organism: Malurus melanocephalus (red-backed fairy wren)
Lineage: Eukaryota; Metazoa; Chordata; Aves; Passeriformes; Maluridae
Product: RNA-binding protein 4B-like
Exons: 4
Coding region: 32-1141 (369 amino acids)
Biological process (GO): mRNA splicing, via spliceosome
Cellular component (GO): nuclear speck
Molecular function (GO): zinc ion binding; mRNA binding
Source: RefSeq, a predicted model, not a curated record